UGUGAGAAAUUAGUAGACACACGUCACAUCUGCUGUAGUCUACUUGCGUGCCCUGAGAUGGAAAAAUACCAGACUUAAUCGUGGUGUAUCUCAAUUUCUGAGUGUGUGCUUCUAGGAAAAUUCCCUCCACUGAACCACACACUAUAAAAUGUUAGUUGUGGACUUGCAGAACAGGAGUUGACAGCAGUGACUUGCAGAGACAACACAGUCCUCACACAUACAAUGUGCAACAUGGACCAUCCAGCAUAUCAUGGACCCAUAAGCAAACAGAGGUGUGAGGAGCUGCUUAGCAAGGAAAGAAAGGAUGGAACAUACCUCAUUCGAGACAGUGAAACCCUCCAGGGAGCUCUCUGCCUCUGUGUGUACAAGCAAAAAGUGGUCUAUACAUACAGAAUUCUCCAAACCCACACCGGACACUUCACAGUACAGACUAGUUCAGGUGUAGAGGAGAAGUUUUUCAAGUCUUUGAAGGACCUAAUUCAUAAUUAUAAGCAGAGGAAUCAAGGACUCGCAACUCACCUUCGUCAUUCACUGAAAAGAAAAAUGCUGCAAGAACAGCCUCAACUAUGUCCAGAGCCAAUUGUGCCUGAUGAGGAAAAUGACUAUGAAAACGUCAACAGAUCAGGGGAAUAUGUUGUUUUUCUGCCAGACUGAUGUAUCCACAAUGUGAAAUUCUGAGAGGAAACAGAAUCAACCAAUAAGGAUACAGAGAUUCUGGAAGGUCUUGGAAGGAACUCUUAGAUGUUCUGUUUUCAUCCCCAUCAUUUUGACAUUUCAGUACAUUUUCAGACUUGUAUUUUCACCUAAAUAUGAGAAUUGAAUGUGGAGUCACAUGACAUGAAUCUGACAUGACAUUCUUUACCAUUUACCAUUGAGAAAUGAUACACUUGACUGAAUUUAUGUUGCUCAUGGUGAUCUUAAAACCAACUGAUCUAAAGGCUUAUGCUUAAAUGGUUCAAAUUAGACUUCUAAAUAAAAAUAAAUAGUAACCAUGCAUUAAUUAAUUUACAAAACUAAAACUCUAAUUUAAGAGUAAAGGAAUAGCAGCCAACAAGUUCCCAGCAUGUGGCUUAAAUCCUUCAAGCUGUUUAACAAACAAUUUUAAGUCAGUCUUAUGAAGUUGGUUGAGAGAAUGCUGAGAGUGUACAAAACUGUAAUCAAGGCACAAAGGGUGGCUACUUUGAAGAAUCUCAAAUAUAUGAUGAGACAUUUUUUGCCUACAGCAUAAUUCCCAUACUUAGUUUAAAGGUGCACUCAGUAACUUUUUGCUCAUGUCAUCUUAGACUUACAGUGACACCUAGUGGUGUGGAGGCAGCAUAAUUCACAAUCAAUAAUUUUUAGUUACAGAUGCCAUUGUAGAAAUUCACUAUUCACAAUCAAGCUUGAUUAAUUUAAUCAAUGAGUGAAAGUGUCCAAUAACAAGAGGAAGUGAGUAGUAUUCAGCUGGUCAUGUGAUUCUAAAAUGGCAGCCCCCAUGAGGGUGCCCCUGCCCCAUGUAGAAUAAAACAGCUUUUAUAAGGUUACUGAUAUGACUAGAGUCCUCAUGAUUUUAUACAUAUGUUUUAAAAUUACAAUUCAUUUAUUUAGGAGUGAAACAUUUUUAAUGGGAAAAAAAUAACUGAGUGCAUCUUUAAGUAAUUCUAAAGAAUCGGUAGGUAUGUUCAAACGUUUAACUGGUACUGCAUGUUAAUUGUUAAACCAUAGUUGUUCCUGCGGUUCUGUUUUUCCUUGAAAAGUCAACCGAUAAAGACUUUGUAGUUGAUUUGCUGUAUAGUUAUACUAAUCUGGGUGGUAGUGAAAUAUUUUGUAGCUUUUUUUGCUUAACAGCUAACAAUUCAAGCACAAGAGAUUUUUAAAUGUGCAUAUAUUUGUCUUGUUUAUUGUUUGUUAUAGAUAGAUAUUUGUAUGAGUUAUGAGCUGUAUUUUAUGUAUAAAUUACAUAUUAUAACCUGUACAUGCAAUUUGGACAGUUUCCAAUGUGGUGUUCCAAGUGGUCAAAGACAUACAAUCUUGUUCAAUCAAAUACAGACAAUCUUGACAACUGAUGUUACAGUAUAGUUUUGGAAGGAAUUUUUAAUUUGAAUAGUCUUUUUAAUAAAUGGACUUUAAAAUAAAUAUGCUACAAACAGAUCGUAUAAAUAUGUAUGAAGUAUCAGUACCAUUUUCCAGGAUUGUCAGAUGUGUAUUAUAAUAAUAAUAUUAUUAAUAAUAAAAACCUGCUUCUUUAAAUCCCAUAGAAGACUUUCUAAAGA
Myxocyprinus asiaticus (Chinese sucker) is the source of this 2252-nucleotide messenger RNA. Its product is annotated as SH2 domain-containing protein 1B-like. Bases 223 to 654 code for a protein of 143 amino acids. NCBI's taxonomy places the organism in Eukaryota, Metazoa, Chordata, Actinopteri, Cypriniformes, Catostomidae. The transcript has 4 exons. The record is from RefSeq and is a predicted model, not a curated record.